This is a messenger RNA of Branchiostoma belcheri (Belcher's lancelet), 3787 nucleotides long. Its product is annotated as serrate RNA effector molecule homolog. Bases 122 to 2875 code for a protein of 917 amino acids. NCBI's taxonomy places the organism in Eukaryota, Metazoa, Chordata, Leptocardii, Amphioxiformes, Branchiostomatidae. The record is from RefSeq and is a predicted model, not a curated record. Gene Ontology annotation, biological process: mRNA processing; primary miRNA processing. The transcript is spliced from 21 exons. Gene Ontology annotation, cellular component: nuclear body. Gene Ontology annotation, molecular function: nucleic acid binding.
ACCGGAACUGCGGUCUGACCCGGAAGUACUACUGGCCACAUCUGCAGGCAUUGUGGGAUAGCACCAAGCCGAUCGGCACAAAGAUUUUUGCGACUUGCAGCUGAGGUCAGAGGUCGUUGCCAUGGGAGACAGCGAUGACGAGUACGAUCGCCGCCGAGGCCGCGACAAAUUCCGUCGGGAGAGAAGCGACUACGACCGAACGCGGGAACGGGACGACAGACGCAGGGACGACUGGAGCGACAGGCGGCGUGACAGUUGGGACAUGCAGUCCCGAGACCGGCGGAGGGACUACCGAGACUACGACCGGGGCCGGCGCGACCGCUACAGCCCCCCGAGACACGACAUGAGCCCUCCCAUGAAGCGUAUGAGACGUGACUGGGAUGAUGGUGGAUACGGGCCCGGCUACGAUAUGCCGGGAUACGGGGGGCCGAUGCACGGCCCUCCCCAGCCCUGGGGACAUCCCAUGGACAUGCCCAUGCAGCACCCCAACAUGAUGCCUCCUCAUAGCAGGCUGGGCAUGCAAGGAGAGGUCGACCAAGGUCAUCCCCAGGCUACCAUGAUGACCUUCAAACAGUUCCUGGGAACCCAGGAGGACUCCAUUGACGACCAGGAGGCGAUCCGGAAGUACAACGAGUACAAGGUGGAUUUCCGUAGGAAACAGCUGGAGGAGUUUUUUGUGGCCCACAAAGAAGAGGAAUGGUUCCGUUCCAAGUUCCACCCGGACGAGUGCGGGCUGCAGAAGCAGGAAUAUCUCGACGCCACCAGGAAACGCUUCGACGUUUUCAUGGAGCUUCUCGGGACAGGGUGGCUGGACAACGUCACUGUGGACCUGGACAAAUCUGAUGUCAUUACCAAGCUGCUGGACGCUGCCGUGAUCAAGAUCGAAGGCGGCACGGAUCACGACCUGAAGAUCCUGGAUCAGCCGGAGCCGAUCCGCACACGGACAACCUCCGAGGGGGGCGCUAAGGGCAGGAAAUCUGAGUCCAGCUCCGGUGCUCCGGGUGAGACAGACGCUGGUAAGAAGGAAGAGAAGACGGAGGAAAGUGCUGAAGACAAGCCUCCUGCUGAGGAGGGAGGGAAGGAGCCGGAGGUUAAGGAGGAGUGUAAGGAGGGAGAUAAGGAGGCUGGUAAGGAGGGAGGUAAGGAGCAGCCAAGUGUGCAGGAAGGUGAGACACCUGCUGAGCCGGAGCCGCAGUCUUCAGCUGAGGAUAAGGAACAGGAACACUCCAUAGACGUGGGGGAGGGCAGCGCGGAGAAGGAGCCAAGUCCUCCAGGUUUUGUCCCUGCAGGUGUUGAGGAAGCCGGAGCUCCAGUAGACAAGGCAGACCAACCUGCAGAAACUACAGGUAAAGAUGAAGGGCAGGAUCCUGUCCAGUCAGCAGAACAGAAGGAAGAAAAGGAAGAGAAGGAGGAGAAGAAGGAGGAGGAGAAGGAGACAGCUGAGGAGAAACCUCCGGGGACCCCCCCUCAGACCGAGACCCCCCCACAGCCGGAGACCCCCUCCCAGCCGACCCCCCGCCCCCUGCACAAAACCUGCUCCCUGUUCCUGAGAAACAUCGCGCCCAUCAUCACCAAGGCUGAGCUUGUGUCGAUGUGCAAGCGCUUCCCAGGGUUCCUGCGAGUGGCUCUGUCUGAACCUGCGCCGGACAGGAAGUUCUACCGCCGAGGGUGGAUCACUUUCGACAGAAGCGUCAACAUCAAAGAAAUCUGCUGGAAUCUGCAGAACAUUCGGCUGAGAGACUGUGAGCUGAGCCCCGUAGUGAACCGUGAUCUGGCGCGGCGGAUCCGGCCCGUCAGCGGGAUCGUGAUCCAUAAGCAAAUUCUGCGGAACGACAUUCGGCUGGCUGCCAAACUGGUGAUGAUCCUCGACACUCGCAGCAAACUGUGGCAGGACCAGGAGGAGGAGAAAAAGGAUGCGGAGAAGGAGGUAAACUCACCUAGCUUUGCGAUGUUCACCAUGUCUAAGAACCCGCUGCUUAAGAACAUCACAGACUUCCUGGUGGAGGAGACGUCUGCUGAGGAGGACGAACUUCUCGGGACGGGGGAGGAGGGCGAGGAGAAGGGGUCAGAGGUCACGCCUGAGGUCACCUUGGACAGGGACGAGGAGCGCCUCAAGGUCCUGGACCGACUCCUGCUUUACCUGCGAAUCGUCCACUCCAUCGACUACUACACGGCCACCGAGUAUCCCAACGAAGACGAGAUGCCGAACCGCUGUGGCAUCAUGCACGGGCGCGGGCCUGUUCCUACAGGGAGGCCUGUCACUCAGAACGAUGUUGAGGAAUGGCAGUCCACAUUUGAGCAGAAAAUCUCCCCUCUCCUCGCCGUGAAAGACAACCUGUCCGAGGAAGAAGCUGUGAAACUCGGCAAGAAGGACCCUGAAGUAGAAGUGGAGAAGUUCGUUAAAGCGAACACCCAGGAGAUCUCCAAGGACAAGUGGCUUUGCCCGAUCAGCGGGAAAAAGUUCAAAGGUCCGGAGUUCGUCCGAAAACACAUCUUCAACAAACACGCAGAAAAGGUCGAGUCCGUCAAGAAAGAGUGUGUGUUCUUCAAUAACUACAUCCUGGACCCGAAGCGGCCGCAGAUCCCAGAGCCACAGACCAGCAAACCGCCCCCCCUCAUGGGGCCAGGGGCGGCCGGGGGAGGGGUACCCCCCAUGUACCAGGGGCCUCCAGGGGGGUUCAUGUACGGGCAGCCGCGACCCCCCAUGUAUGAAGGUCCCGGGUUCAUGCCCCCGUACGGACGAGGCGGCUUUGACGGCUACGGGCGAGGCGGCGGCGGCUACGGACACAAACCCAGGGGACGCGGCCGGUCGGACCCACGCUCCAUCAUCGAGUACCGAGAUCUGGACGCUCCCGACGACAUGGAUUACUUCUGACCUGCUGACCUUUAACCUCCGACAUGGCCAACUUUCUCACUCAUCAUCCUGACCCGUUGACCUUCAACCUCAGAUGUUCUGAUCUUGGGAACUUUGACCUUAGGACAUUUGACUUAAGGACAUUUAAACUUGGAACUUUGCCCAUGACCUCACCAUGCUAAACUUUGCUGGAUUUGAUGUAGUUCUGACUGUUAUGUGAAGGUGCUAGCCUGUUUAUUCAUUAGCAUGUUGUAGUGUUACUUUCUGACAAGUUGUAGUUUAUAAGUAUGACUGUUAUCUAAGAUGGCUAGCUCUUCCUUGGAGGAAAACCUCCAGUGUUCCUGUUAACUAGUAUUAUCCAGUCGUAGUAUCCAGUCUUUUACUGUACUGCUGCAAGGUGUCUGAGGCCUAGGAAAAAAAAAUGUUGUGUUUCCUGUUUCCCGACUGACCCUAGAAAAACUUGCCGACCCUAGACUUUUUUGAGGAUGAACCCUGCAAGGGACAUAAUUUUUUAAGCUGAUUAACAUUUUCUAACUCAAUGAACUGACAUUUGAGAGGUAAAAUGUUGUAGGGAAGUAAGUUUUCUGCACAUCUGGCCAGUCUAGACAGACACAUACAACCAGAAACUUUGAAACUUUAUUUGAAUAACCGUGUCUUCCUGGCAUUCGUUCCUACAUACAUACAUACAUACAUGCAUAUAUAACGUUACAUAAGUUUACAGGAGACAGCAGAAGCCUGGGAACAGGUUUUGUUCUGUUAAUGAAGGUGACAAAAAUACCUGACAAGUUGCAUAAUAACUUUGUAUCAUCAUGGCUCUCUCUCUAUAUAUAUAUGUAGCACGGAGGUACAUUUUUGUAUAUACCUGCAUGUAUACAGUUACUACAACAGUCAUCAUCCAAUAUUUACAAUACACUACAUGUAUUACAUCACUUA